AUGCGCAUCAUCAUGCUCCGCCCAUUUAUCUCGCGCAUCGUACGCAGCCUGCCCCUCGACUGGCGCAAUGCCCUCGUCGACUGGAUGCCCAUACCGGCCCUACAGUUCCAUUCACCCUUCAGAGGCGUGAAACGGAUAGCGCCUGGAAGGAAUCGUAGGUUAUCGAUGUUCAAUCUCGUGCCUUCGCCUGCAACAUAUGAUGAGGAAUAUGCGACCGUACAGCUUUGCGGUGCCAACAACAGCGAUUCGGAGGAGCAAGACUGCAGACCAUCACCGCGAAUGCCUUCGAAGUCACUACGGAAGCAUUGA
Laetiporus sulphureus 93-53 is the source of this 309-nucleotide messenger RNA. RefSeq lists its product as uncharacterized. The record is from RefSeq and is a predicted model, not a curated record. Bases 1 to 309 code for a protein of 102 amino acids. NCBI's taxonomy places the organism in Eukaryota, Fungi, Basidiomycota, Agaricomycetes, Polyporales, Laetiporaceae. The transcript is spliced from 3 exons.